Messenger RNA from Cyanistes caeruleus (blue tit), 6000 nucleotides. Lineage: Eukaryota; Metazoa; Chordata; Aves; Passeriformes; Paridae. The record is from RefSeq and is a predicted model, not a curated record.
GCUGAGAUAGGCUAACAAAAUGAACUACUGUAUGCAAGAAAUAUAUGAAGUGCACCCAGCUGCUGGUAGCAAUUGCUACAUGCAGUCCACUGAUUAUUGCACAUAUAUCGAAGAUAAUCAGGGUUACAGCAGUUGUGAUGCUCAGGUCCUGCACAGUAACAACAUAUAUAUGGAACAGGCCUGGGCGGUGAAUCAGCCUUAUACCUGUAGUUACCCUGGAAACGUGUUUAAAAGCGAGUACUCUGACAUGGACAUGGCCCUGAAUCAGUACAGCCAACCUGAAUUUUUCACAGAAGAAAAACCUACUUUUUCUCAAGUGCAAUCGCCAUCGUACUCUCAGAAGAAAGGGUAUAUACCCAGCUACUUAGACAAGGAUGAGCUAUGUGUAGUAUGUGGGGACAAAGCCACCGGAUAUCAUUAUCGCUGCAUCACUUGUGAAGGUUGCAAGGGUUUUUUUAGAAGAACCAUUCAGAAGAACCUCCAUCCAACCUAUUCCUGUAAAUAUGAAGGAAAAUGUGUGAUAGACAAAGUAACAAGAAAUCAGUGCCAGGAAUGUCGCUUCAAAAAAUGUAUCUUUGUUGGCAUGGCAACAGAUUUGGUGUUGGAUGACAGCAAGAGGUUGGCAAAGAGGAAGCUGAUAGAAGAAAAUCGAGAGAAGAGACGUCGAGAAGAGCUGCAGAAAACCAUUGGGCACAAACCAGAGCCAACAGAUGAGGAAUGGGAGCUCAUCAAAAUUGUUACUGAAGCCCAUGUGGCCACCAAUGCACAACUGAUGUUUGUGAAAAAAGGAUGAUUUUGCAUACCAGAAGAUAUUGGGCAGGCACCAAUAGUUAAUGCCCCAGAAGGUGGGAAAGUGGAUUUAGAAGCCUUCAGCCAGUUUACAAAAAUUAUCACACCAGCGAUUACAAGAGUGGUGGAUUUUGCCAAAAAGUUGCCUAUGUUUUGUGAGCUGCCAUGUGAAGACCAGAUCAUCCUUCUGAAAGGCUGCUGUAUGGAGAUCAUGUCCCUCCGAGCAGCAGUUCGCUAUGACCCCGAGAGUGAGACUUUAACACUGAAUGGGGAGAUGGCGGUGACAAGGGGCCAGCUGAAAAAUGGGGGUCUUGGCGUAGUGUCUGAUGCCAUUUUUGACCUGGGCAUGUCUCUUUCUUCAUUUAACCUGGAUGACACCGAGGUUGCCCUUCUUCAGGCUGUUCUGCUCAUGUCAUCAGAUCGCCCAGGCCUUGUUUGCGUCGAGAGAAUAGAAAAGUGUCAAGAGGGUUUCCUCCUGGCGUUCGAACACUACAUUAAUUACAGAAAACACCAUGUUGCACACUUUUGGCCAAAACUGCUGAUGAAAGUGACAGACCUGCGAAUGAUCGGAGCCUGCCAUGCCAGCCGCUUCCUGCACAUGAAGGUGGAGUGCCCCACAGAACUGUUCCCUCCGUUGUUCCUGGAAGUGUUUGAGGAUUAGAGAGACUCAAGUGGUUCUCUACACCCCCGUCGCACUACUGGCUGUCAUUUCAUCCCGUUGCCCAGCUCUUCUCACCUGUUUGGUCUUCUUCUUUCGUGGUCUUCUGUUUCUUGAGACGGGGCUGGGGUUUUGUUUGGGGUUUCUUUCGGGGUUACUGGGGGGCAAUUGUAUACACAUGGAUGAAAACAUCCCUUUAAUGCGGGUACUUGUGACUAUUGCAAUUUGUUCUUCAGUCUUUUGAUGUGAGUGCUUUGACAGCUUAACAGUGAAAAUAAGAACAGACCAAUCUCAUUCACCAGCAUUUGUGUGGUCACCAGCUCACACCCAUUAUUGCCUGGAAAACAGGGGAGAGAGAUUGAAGUGGCAGAAAAAUAAACUUGCCUUCAGGAUAAAACAGCUGUUAAUUUGACACUGACAAUUCUGUCUUGUAUUACCUCCUUUUGCAGGGUACAACUGACCAAAUCAUAAUAUGAAAUUUCUGGUCUUUGUGAUUGUUUCUAUUGUAACAAUUACCACUAUGAUUUAGGAUCUUCAUCAUCAUCAUGUUCCCAUCAUUCUCUGAUGCAGUUGCAGAUGAGUUUAACUGUGCCCCAUAAAUCAAGUACUUAAAAUAAUGUGGAGUGUUAGAAGGGACUGAGUGGUUUUUUUUCCAUGUGUAUAAGAUAUUAACAUCUUCAGUUACUAAAUUUGGACUCCAGGUAAACUUCACUGGAAGAUUUGUUGGAGUGAGGAAGGAAAUUUGAUCUGAGUUGCUUCUCCUGAUAGUGGAGGGGUCUGUUUUUUCUGAGGUGUGUGGAAAAUCCAUCACUCUGAGGGAGAAGGCUCUCUAUCAGGAUAGCAGGCAGUGUCUCAGAGUUAUUCAGGGAUAUGAGGGCUCCUAUAGAAUGAGGAUAAGGAGAGUGAAACAUAUAGGGUGAUCUUCAGAUGGGACAGAAACCAACUAUGUUAUUAACAACAGUCAAGACUGUAGAGCUUUAUCCCAGUAAUACAGAUAGUGUUGCUCAGCAGUAAUUCUUUGUUUUAUAUAUAUAUAUAUAUAUAAAGUUUAUAUGCACAUAUAUAUAUAUAAUUUUAUAUAUAUAUAAUUACAAAUCUUCAGCAGAUGUCUUAAACAUAUUUCCAUAUUUUUAUCUUCUCUCUCUCUCUUUUUCUCUGACUCUACCCUGUGUGUGUGUGCGUGAAUCAGCUGAGUUCUCCCUUCCUACAGGUGUGUCUGUAUGUGUUUCAUUAGGCUAGAUGCUCUCUUGAUUCCUUUAAUUUAUUUCCACUAACUGCACUAGCAGGAACCAAACUGAGCAAUGACAAAAUGUCCUGCUGCCGAAGUCUGCAAGCCAGUUCUCACAGUCCUGAAAUGUUUGGAGGCCAGUGAUGAGGACAUUGUAGGUAGAGGUUCCUCUCUGUCACCAUCUCCAUUCAGGGAUGCUGUCCCUGGGUUUUAUAAACUUGAUAUUAAACCAUCCUCUGAAUUUGUAUGACACAUCUAAAACAUCUUUCUGUUCUUCCUGGGCACCAGAGACUUAGUUCAUGUUUUUUGCACUGCCUCAUGCCCUAUUCUUUCAUGUUGUGCAUUGAUUUGUACCAGUUUCUUUCUCUGCUAUUUAUUGACCCAUUUGCCUGGCAAAUUGUUAGACUGGAUGUGUUGGCUUUCAAAGCUCAUGGCCCAUAUCUGAACCCAUAUCUUAUGUGUUUAUCCCCUCAUAAAAACAGGAUACUCAGGAAAACUUGUAGAUGGGACAUGAUUUAUGUGUGUCAGGAGUUAAAUUCUUUCUACCCUUCUUUCUCUACAUCAUUGAUAAAGCAUUUAGAGUGAUACUGGGCAUGUUGUUAGGGAUGUGGAAUCUUGUUCUCCCUGUUGUUUGAUAUCAUAUGCACCUGUGAUGUGCUAUGAGCACUAAUGUCAUCACUUAGGGGUUUUUUUGUCAGAACAUGAAACACAUUGGGGCGCUUAGGAGUGCUUUUGCAGCUAGCUGUGAAGACACACCAUUGGAGAUUAAUUCUUAAAUAUUUGGUGUAGAACCUCUUUUAUUGGCUGUGUUGGCUCCAUCUUAAAGCAUGUAUCUAAACAACAUCUCUAUUCAAAUUCCUUGUAGAGCACAGUCCUGGGGACAAAGAGUCAGAAACUGGCUUUUUGGAUAGGUGAUUUGGGGUGACUUGAUGGAGGACUUAAAGCAUGUAAUAGAGAACUCAGAAAAGCAGCUGAUCCCAUACUUACAUUGAUGGCUUCACAAUCUAGAAACAAAACAACACACUUUUGAGACAAUAUUAAUAUAGCAAGGAAUAUAAAAGCAGAAUUAGAGGCCUCCAGGUGUGAAUAUGGCAACAUGUACACAUGAUAUGGGACUUCUACAAUUUUAUAAGUUUUAUAAAUUCUACAAUUUUUAUAAGUUUAACAAAUUAGCAUUUUUAACAAUAAUGUCCAAUUCGAAGAGCAUUUAUUUAAGUAAUCCCCCCCUUUUGGUUCUGCCCAACCAAACCAAGUGGUUUGGAGCCACUCUGAGUUUCUAGCCCCAUAUUUAUUAUGUCUAGGAUACAUGGUAAAAGGAAAUAAGACUCCAUUUAAUCCUUGGCUUAAUACUUUUUAAUCCUUGGCUAAAGAGGCAAGACUAAAUAAUAUUUCAGGAAUGUAGCAUAAUAUGUCCUAGAAGGUUAUCUUAUUGGUCUAAAAUGUAGGGGAAAAGGGACAGGAAAAGUACUGGGAGCUACAGCCAUGUAUUAAAAAUCUACAAAGCUACAAAUCUAUGACAAAUAUAUGAAAAGCUUAGGCAUCAGUGCCUGUGCCCACAGUGACUUGCAAAGAAAAGAGAAAUGUGUGUGUCUUUUGAAGCUCUGUUCUGCCAUGGAUCUGAGCAUGAAAUUCCUUCUGAAGCCAGUGCAAGUACCUCACCUUUUUGCUUAAUGUGAGCUCGAGUAGGCAUUCAAGCUUUUGACUGUGUUGCAGGUGAGACCCAGGAGAGGAAGCAUCACAUCUCUUCUUGUUCCAAAAUACCAAUGCAGAUUGGAGCUGUGCUUAGUCAGGGUUCAGAAAAAUCAGGCCUCCUUCCGUAGGUGAUUGCAGAUGGACUGAAGUGCCUAAAUUCAGGCAACCGACUUAGACAGUUCUGGCAGUGCUCUAAGCAGAAAGGACAUACAUCAAUAUAUUUUUCUAGCUUUUCAGGUUAAGUUGGAGUCUAGUAGUAACUAACAGACUGAGUUAGUAGUAUUCCCUAUCUGAAAAUUAAGGCCAAGCUCGUAGUUGGACAGAUCUGAUGUACUGACAUCUAAUGGCCUCUGAUCUCCUACCAGUCUUACUUUGUGUCACUUCCUUUACUUCCUCAGUACAAACUGCUGAGUUAUGUGAUCGUGAGAGCAAAACUAACUGACCUUAGCUCUGCAAAGAUGUACUUCUAAAUAUCAGUGGUCUCAAGCCAUUGAGGGACCACCUCAGUGGCAGACACCAGUGCCACAGGCAGCACCCUUUGUAGUAACUCCUGAGUGAAAUAACAAACUUGUGCUUUCCAGUGCAGUCCAGAGUCUUGUUUCUGCUGGUGCCACAUGGCUCUUUUGUUUGCUUUGUGGUCCACAUGUGGGUCUUACACAGAAGGUUUUUUCUGUCAAACCUGAUUGUCACCAUUCAUGGUAUUUCCCUGAGUAACAUGUGCAUUUAGAUACUCAUUUCAUGUGUAAUCUCAGUUAAGUUGUGAUAUUUAUUAUAACAUAUAUAGUGCGUGCUAAUGAUUUUUGUUUACAUUCUGCCAAAAUGUAGACGUUAGAGUUAGACCUCCCAGGUCCAAAAUCAUCCUUGAGCAGACUGCUUGCUUCUUCAGAGGCAGGUAUUAGAAAGAGAAAAAAAACUGUCCAGAAAGACCAUUUAUAUCAGAAAUCUGCCAAGAGAGGGCUGUUAAUCACAAGCAGAGCAUGUCAUUGCUAGUGAUGUAUUUUUAUGCUAUGGAACUCUAAUCUGUAUGUGUCAUAUUGACUUCUUGCUGCAUGAAUCAUAAAUUUUAAAAAUCAGUCUUAUGGUUUUGAGAUGUAGCCAGCAUUCCUAAGGCUAAACCUUUUUCAUUGACAGAAUCAAAAUCCACAACCAAGGAAGGUUUUCCUCUCACUGUGAGAGCAAUUGAAAGUGUUCAACAUUUAUCUUUUCACAAAGGAAGAGGCAACAGAACCUCUUAAUGUGUCUUGUUAUUGUGAUCAUCUGGAAAUGAUUGCCAGACGUUUCCUUUUGAUAUAGUAAUGAAGUGAUCUGUAUUUGAAUUUUAUAGAGAGAAUUUUAUUCUAGUGUGAUAGAGAUUUAUUUUCCACUUAAAGACUCAAAAUGGUAUGAGAACAUUUUUGGUUUUGUUUUUUUUUACUAUGGUAUAUUUUUGCUUUAAAAUUAAAAACAAAACAAAAAAAGGUUUGGCCUUAUCACAAAGUUUUAGUAUAGAUGUUAGCAAAUGCAAAGAGUAUGCAUUAUUUGUGUGUAUCCACAUUGACUGAUGUCGCCUUCAAAAAGCAAUAUUGUGCAGGUAAAUAAGUUGUUUGUGACUGUCCAUUGCACAGUUUACCUUCUUUAAAAGCUAACCUUGUUU